This is a messenger RNA of Daphnia carinata, 3002 nucleotides long. RefSeq lists its product as uncharacterized. NCBI's taxonomy places the organism in Eukaryota, Metazoa, Arthropoda, Branchiopoda, Diplostraca, Daphniidae. The transcript has 2 exons. The record is from RefSeq and is a predicted model, not a curated record. The coding region runs from base 220 to 2106 and encodes 628 amino acids.
GUUCGACUACGACGCUGGUUGGGACUUGAGCACUACACGGCGUCACCUUAUUUUUGUUUUGUUUUUUUUCCAGUGGAUCGCAAUCCGAGUUUUUCUUUUUGCGUGUAAACACAGUCGACAUUUUUUGCCAUUCAAAACUUUUAAGAUAUUCAAGUGCGGUCAUUAACGUUUGAUUUGCGGAUCCCGCCCUUCCGAACGUCACUCAGUACGCAAUUAGAAAUGGAUGGAAGAGAAAUGAUUGUUUGGAUCCUGCUGCUCCAACUGUCCGUCCUGAUGGUGCAGGCGUUUGACAACAGGCCAGUCGAUCAUCAGCGCAAGAUCCUCGUGCGGAUGGUGUGGCCAAGAGGUCACGUGACGUCCCAGCCGGACGAUGACACCACCCCGCAGCCCGUCGUUAUUCCGGCCGCUACGUUCAGCCGCCAAAUGAUCAUCCGCUUCCCAUCGUCAGGCUCCAUCCAUCCGGAUGAUAGGAAACCGUCGAUCGUUUCAUCUGCGGGAUACGAUCCGUUCGCCACUGAGGAAUCAGCUGAUUACUCGCUGGACAGCUACGUCAGCCUGUCGCUAACCAGCGGCGGAAGCGAUGCGGAAGGCGCCGACCAGAAUUUGCGCAAAUCCAAUUUGAGGAACGAGAAAUCGUUUGAAGGAGGUAAACUGGAUUUCCUGCAGCAAUUGCUGCGCUUCGCUCCAUCCGCCGAAGGCGAUGAGGAUUCAGACAAGUGCAAUCAUCCGCUGCACAGCUGGAUGUGCAAAAGCAAGGCCGUCCCGACGACAACCAACGGGCCGCCAGUGACGACAACUGCAGCUCGACAGCAGCCGGAAUUCUUCCCUGCAUCCGCUUUUGAAAAUGUGCAAAUCCUAAUUCCAGACUUGAACCCGACUGUCGUUCCGCCGCUUCCGGCUCCCCCUCUCCUUCCCGUCCAAGGACGCGCUGAUGAAGCCCAGGAUGCGUGGGCCGGAAUGGACCCUUGCAAUCAUCCGUUUCACAGCUGGAUGUGCGCCAAACAGCGGCCGAAGAUCGUCCGACCUCCAGCGGAAUUCAAACAAACCGCAGCUUCGAUUCUAGAUCAAAAUCUUUUGCUUCCGCCGCUGGAAUCGACCACUUCCGUGCCUAUAACAACAACUCCAGCGCUUCCGGCCACGACCAAACGUUCCGGAUGGGACGGAGUCGACCCGUGCACGCACCCGUUCCACAGUUGGUUGUGCGACAAACGUCAGCCGGCCGCCAGGACGACUUCCGCUCGUCCACUUCCGCCCACUACAACAACAUCGCAGCCUUUCAUUCCGGAUGCGUCUUUCUUUAUUCCCGAUAUCAAUCCGCCGGCUGCUCCUCCAACUACUACUACUCCUCCUCCUCCUCCACCGACGACUCUUCUUCCACUCCUCAUCCGCACAUUAGCUCCCAAGAAAGGUUGGGACGAGGCGGAUUCGUGUUCGCAUCCAUUUCACAGUUGGUUGUGCGCGAAACCCAAAAUAAGGACGACGACUCCGCAGUUCCAAACAGUUCCGCCCACCACAACUGUCGCUCCUCUUCCUCCGUCGGAAGAGGCCGUCCUUUUCGAACCGGCUCCUUCGAUGGAAGAGGCCAAUCAGCUCGUUGCGGAAGCUUCUCCUCCUCCGCCGACCACUAGCACAACCAUUAAACCGAUUAAAUCGUCCGGAUGGGACAAAGCGGAUUCGUGUUCACAUCCGUUCCACAGUUGGCUGUGCGCUAAGCCGCAGGUGAAAACCAGGACGACCCGUCCACCCACCACAACUCCUCCUCCCCUUCCGGCGGAUGGUCAACAACCGGAUGCUUCGAAUUCCGAAUCGCUGGAUGCCCUUCCGUUGCCACCGCCGCAAAUCCUGACCACGCAGAAACCGGACGUCAGAGUGGCUCCAACCGAAGCUUCCGGCUGGGCGGAUGGUGCCGAUCCAUGCACUCAUCCGUUCCACAGCUGGCUGUGCAAGCGGGCGCCAUCUGUCAGGCAGAAUCUGAGAAUCGGACGCCAAUCGGACAGGGCCGUCAAGACGGAAAGCGAAGCGCUGGACGAGGAAAACAUGGAAUCGUCGCGUUGGAACACAUUCGAAUCGCUGCGUCUUCCGCCAUCUAUCGGCCAUCCGAAAUAGCUCUGGCCAUCCAGCAAGAACGAACUUCGUGCGUGCCAUCCGACUCUUACCUGAUUCUUACGAGCCCCGCGUACUUUUUAUUUUAGACUGCGUACCUUCGCAAUAUUUUUAGCCCGUGCAAAAUCCAUCCCCCUCCCCACUAUAAAAUCUUAAUUUGUAGUAAGCAAAGUCAAGUCCUCAUUGUAGAUUUGUAGAGAUUUCUUUUGUUGUGUGUGUAUCAGCGCAGCGGAAAUCGAUGAACUUCAAAUGUCCAAAUCAAGGGCCCGAGUUCGAACGUGAACUUGGGGGAAUCCAGAUGCAAGCAGGUAUUGUAUCGUCAGGCAACUGUGAAAUUCAUUUCAAGUAGCCCGCUUUCAUUGAAACAAACUCAUUUUUUGAUGUAUACGGAAAUUUAAAAAAAUAAUCGGUUAACGGCAAGAAAAAAAAAAUCAAAAGAAUUAAAAACUAAAUUAGAAAUUGAGUAUCUCAUGGUAGCAGCUUAAAAAAACAAACAAAAGAAUUCAGUAGAUUUAUAUUUAGAUUUUCUUAUCUCACGAUUUUACCUUCAUCGGUGCCAUCUGGAUGGAGAGCGAGGCUGGACCUUGUAAAAAAAACAAAAUCUCUUUAAUUACAUCGAACGUGUAAACGACACAUGGUAGGUAUCCAUAACGUUCCAGGACGCGCAAAAACAUUAAAAACUCUCAUUGACGUUUGAUUUCUUCAUGGCUAAAAUAGAAUCGAAAAUUCAUCUUUCCAAUUAUUUGAAACUUGUGUGUCAAACGAAUUAGAUAUAUCCACUCCCGCCCCACCCUCAUUGAAAAAAAAAAAAUGUACAUCUCCUACGAAACAAAAAAACAUACUUAUAAAUUCUUACGAUCAUUUUUGUUUUGUAAAUAAACGCGGCGUUCCAUUCGGCA